This is a messenger RNA of Quercus robur (English oak), 913 nucleotides long. Its product is annotated as transcription factor bHLH52-like. The record is from RefSeq and is a predicted model, not a curated record. The coding region runs from base 52 to 909 and encodes 285 amino acids. Gene Ontology annotation, biological process: regulation of DNA-templated transcription. NCBI's taxonomy places the organism in Eukaryota, Viridiplantae, Streptophyta, Magnoliopsida, Fagales, Fagaceae. The transcript has 2 exons. Gene Ontology annotation, molecular function: protein dimerization activity; DNA-binding transcription factor activity.
AAGUUUAAAUGAUAAUAUAUACAUUGUUUCUCUUCUGCAGUUUUUACCAUCAUGGCCUUGAGUACAUACACAGAGUUGGGAACACUUCAACACCUUAACACACAGAUUAGUUUCCAACAAAGACAAGCAGAGCUAGCAGGAGAGCUCCUAAGCUAUUCCAACAACUUUGAACUUCAAAACACAUUGCUUCAUCCACUGUAUGACCAAGAAAGUUUCCUACACCCUGAAGAAUAUUGUUCCACCCAUUUGCUUCAAUACUUAUCAUCUUCUUGUGAACCUUUCAUUUCCCUCUCUGAAAUGCUAACACCCCCACAAGAUUUUGAACCCUACUCAUUCCCAAAACGCCAAAGAUGCCAUGAAAAUCAAUUUAGCUUGGAUUUUACACCAACUUUCUUUGAUGGGCUUGUUCCAAAUCCUUGUAUGGUGGCCGAGGUUUUGCCUGAACUCUUCUCUCAACUGCCUGAGUAUGGUAUUCCACAGGUUGAUUGCACUCAAAAUGUUGAGAGUUCAAAGAAAAUGAAUGAAAGAAGUGUGUCGGCACAGAGCAUUGCUGCUCGAGAAAGGAGAAGGAAGAUCACUGAGAAGACUCAAGAGCUAGGGAGGCUGAUUCCGGGUUGCUCUAAAAUGAACACAGCUGAGAUGCUUCAAGCUGCUUCCAAGUAUGUCAAGUACUUGCAGGCACAAGUUGGGAUUCUUGAACUCAUGGGUUCAUUUCAGGAAACAUAUGCAGCCAGCCCCACAGAAAUGCAAGUCAUUCUUGCAUCUCCAAGAGUUCAAGAGAAGCUAUAUUUGGAGGAUAAGUGCUUGGUCCCAAAGGAGCUUUCCAAAUUGUGUGUGAAAGAGCAUGACAUUCUAUCUAUACCUUCAAUUUCUAAUGAUCUCAAAUGCCUGGUCAAAUCAGAGGGUUGACAAG